GUUCACCCUCUCGCGCCCAGUACAGGAAGGGGCACGUGAGCUGCAGUUGAGGAAACUGCUCUGCUCGAGCUUUCUUACUUGAACGGAUGCACGGGACAGCCUCCGAAGCCUACUCUCUAUCCCGGGCGUGCAGAGAGAGAGAGAGAGAGAGAGAUGAACUCUGUUCGGGACAUGACACGAUGAACGCCCACACCGCUUAUAAACGUUGGCGGUUUAGUGUCGGAUAAAGAACACAUUAGAGAUGAGUGAAAGCGUCGAGAAGGCAACGAGCGCUUGAACGCGGGACUCAAUAUCAGUUACAAAGGGGAGCAGCGCGCGGGCUCUCUCAUCCCCAGCACUCGCUUCGAGGGACAGCUCCUCGAGACUUCUCCCGUGAACUGAACACCAGGAGGUUCGCUUUCCGCCUCUGGUCUGGCCGUUUGACGGAGUUAUGUACCAGGUACAGGGAACAGGGGGAAGGGUCGUUGCCAUGGUGCUGAAGGAGCUUCCUGGUAAAAAGACAGCCUCAGAAGGAAACCCCCUCCUCACCGUGACAACCAAGGUUGGCAUAACGACCAUCUGAUGGAAAAGUGGUGCAACCCCUCCCUGCGGGUGGGCGAGCAGCAGGAGAUACGCCCCCUACUCAGUCCCUCCAUCGAUGACUUCCUGUCAGACAGCCGCGUGGACGGCCCCACUCAUCGGCCAGUCACCUCGAACACAGCAGUGCUGAACACAUCUCUGGACCUGGUGGACCUGAGCGACCCGGGGGACGGGCUGGUGAGGAGGGGGUCCAGCAGCAGCAGUGGAGGAGGAGGAGGAGGAGGAGGAGGAGGAGGGGGAGGAGGGAGGAGGAAGGGCAGCAGCAGCAGGAGCAGCCCCCGCAGGAAGAGGGCGCCAGAGAGCGAUCUGAUCCAGGUGGAGGUGGAGCGCCUGCCGCCCAGCCCGCACACGCCCUGCACGCCCCGCACGCCCGAGAGGAUCUCCCUUGACUCAGUCAGUCUGUCGUCCCCGCUGGAGAGAUGGGAGGACCUCACGAUGGACCUGGAGGCCAGUGUCAGCCGGCGGGGCCGACGCGAAAACAAGUGCUCCUCUAACCACUCGUCCAGCGAGCUCCUCUGGUCUGCAGAGUUCAAGACGGAUCCUUCCACCAGGAACACCUUUGACGUGCGGAGUCUGGACGAGGGCGACCUGCUCUCCACAUCCCCCCAGGACUGUGCCCGUCAGCGAAGAAGAGCUCGCUCUCUCUUAGCGAGGAAACUAUCUUUGGAAGACGAGUUUGUUAAGGCGAAGGCUGCUGUGGAGUCCGACACAGAGUUCUGGGAUAAGAUGCAGGCGGAGUGGGAGGAGCUUGCGCGCAGGAACUGGCUCGACGAAUCAGAGAACGACAGUCCUCUGGCCCCCAGCAUCUCACCUGUGGAGAAGGGCUACUACUUCCACACGGACAACCCGUACCGGGACUGGCCCAACGCCUUCACCGAGGGCCAGGAGCGGGCCCGGGAGGGGGACCUCAACACUGCGGUCCUACUGCUGGAGGCCGCCAUCCUACAGGACCCCCAGGACGCCGAGGCCUGGCAGGUCCUGGGCACGACGCAGGCAGAGAACGAGAACGAGCAGGCGGCCAUCGUCUCCCUCCAGAGGUGUCUGGACCUGCACCCCAACAACCUGUCGGCCCUGAUGGCUCUGGCGGUGGGCUUCACCAACACGGGCCUGCAGCGCGACGCCUGCCACGCCCUGCACCGCUGGAUCUGCCACAACCCCCGCUACAAGCACCUCCUAUUGGACAGCACCGGCCCCCCGCCUGGCCCCGCCCCCACACCGAGCCACGCCCCCAGCCCUGCCGCGGCCAGCCAGCAGCUGGCGGAGGUGAAGGCUCUGUUCCAGGAGGCGGUCCUACUGAACCAGGACGGGCUGGACCCGGACCUCCAGACGGGCCUGGGGGUCCUCUUCAACCUCAGCUCUGAGUUCCACAAGGCAGUGGAGGCCUUCACUGCUGCCCUGUCCGUCAGACCCCAGGACUACCUGCUGUGGAACCGUCUGGGCGCCACGCUUGCCAACGGGGACCGCAGUGAGGAGGCCGUGGAGGCGUACUCCCGGGCCCUGGAGAUCCAGCCGGGCUUCAUACGGUCCCGCUACAACCUGGGGAUCAGCUGCAUCAACCUGGGCUUCCACAGGGAGGCGGCCAGUAACUUCCUGACAGCCCUGAAGCAGCAGAGGCAGAGCCAGCGGCCCAGCCAGCCCGUCAUGUCCGCCAACAUCUGGGCGGCGCUCCGCAUCGCCCUGUCCAUGAUGGAGCGCCCCGAGCUGGUCCACGCCGCCAGCGUGGGCGACCUGGACCUCCUGAUGAGGGCCUUCGACAUGGAGGACAUCUGACCCCGCCCCCAGUGCCCGGCCCGACAACAAGGACAACAGCGACGCGCAGUGGAGGUUAGGGAGUAGCAGGGUUGCCAGGUUGGUGAUGCUGGGCAGGGAGGCCGCCAGGUCUUGGAUGGAUUUAGGUUUAAAAAAAUAGUGAUGACACAACAAACACUGAGGACCUGCUGCUGACCGAGCUGUUACACUCAUAUUAUGGGAUGGAUGUCCUCUUCCGGAUUCUUUAGGGGUGUAGGGGGCAAACAUCAGCACAACCUUCUGAGCUUAGAUUCAGUCUAAUAGCACAAAACGUUUAUCUGCAUCUUUAAAAACAUUGUUUCCAACAGUGGUGUUGGUUAAUUGCCCAGACGCCGAAGUAUUUUUUAUGAAUGCUAUAAAGAGCUUUAUAACAGGCUACAAGACCUUAAUACAUAUGAAUACAAUCAAAUAUGUUAACAAACAUCAUAUACCUUUAAGCUAGAAGAAGAUGUCAGUUGGGCUAUGUUUGGUGAAUGGGGUUUGUUGAAAGUGAACAGAGGCUCCUGAUUGGUUCCUCUGGACUUUCAUCAAGAAGAAACAAAAGAAAAUGGCAGCGAGCGGGAAGAGAAGCAGCGAGAGGAAACCGAAGCCAUCUUGUACGUUCUAGGACCUUCCAGGGAGAACUGAAGCCUUAUUAUACUCUACGUGCACGCGCAUGAUCCUAUGUUGGUGGUCUAUUGUACAUACAGGGGGAAGAACUUCCAGAUGCAGAAUAAGUUAAUCAAUUAAUCUGAUUCCUCCUGAGAUUUUGAUUCGACCAUGCUGGAUUUGCUAAUUUACAACAAUUUAGGCUAACGAGCUAAAUCACCUGGACCCAAUGUAACCAAAUAAGGACUUUCACCUUCGACCAACGGAGAUUUAAAAUAAGUCUCGGUUUUGGUCUCGUUUAUCCAUCCCAUCAUGUGUGUUAAGCGCAGCCUGGUUUACCUUCUAUCGAAUGGAGCGCCCAUUGUGUUCGGUUUAGCUUGCUUUCCCUUCUGUAGACAGGAGCCUCCAUUUUGUUCGGUUUAGCUUGCUUUCCCUUCUGUAGACAGGAGCGUCCAUUUUGUUCGGUUUAGCUUGCUUUCCCUUCUGUAGACAGGAGCGUCCAUUUUGUUCAAACCCAUGAUUCUGCUGUUCCAUGUCGGAACAAAUGGCAGGAAAGAUACAAUUUCCUUUGUUUGUUUGUUGGUUUCAUCCCUUUGAGGAAAGCGGUAAGUAAGAAAAGAGGGGUAAAACCAGUCUGAAGUCGGACUGGUUCAGCAUUGGUCCCUAGUGGGACAGCUACUGAUGUAUUUAUUGAUUAGGAGAUCAUCCCCUGUAGAGACUUAUGUUUAGAGUGUGCAUAGACAUGUAUAGGUACAGAGCACACACACACACACACACACACACACACACACACACACACACACACACACACACACACACACACACACACACACACACACACACACACACACACACACACGCACACAAAUAAACGUGCACAUGUUAUAUUUAACCAUGACAA
Molecule: messenger RNA, 3856 nt
Organism: Gadus macrocephalus (Pacific cod)
Lineage: Eukaryota; Metazoa; Chordata; Actinopteri; Gadiformes; Gadidae
Product: PEX5-related protein-like
Exons: 14
Coding region: 562-2349 (595 amino acids)
Biological process (GO): protein import into peroxisome matrix, docking
Cellular component (GO): peroxisomal membrane; cytosol
Molecular function (GO): protein binding
Source: RefSeq, a predicted model, not a curated record